Messenger RNA from Bombina bombina (fire-bellied toad), 1655 nucleotides. It is a transcript of the gene GALE, whose product is annotated as UDP-galactose-4-epimerase. Gene Ontology annotation, molecular function: UDP-glucose 4-epimerase activity. Gene Ontology annotation, biological process: beta-D-galactose catabolic process via UDP-galactose, Leloir pathway. The record is from RefSeq and is a predicted model, not a curated record. NCBI's taxonomy places the organism in Eukaryota, Metazoa, Chordata, Amphibia, Anura, Bombinatoridae. Gene Ontology annotation, cellular component: cytosol. The transcript has 11 exons. Bases 139 to 1185 code for a protein of 348 amino acids.
CACCAGGUGUCUUCUGACUAAUAGACAGGGAAGUGGUUAGUGGAGAUCGGAGUGACGUGAGACUGAGCACAGGAGCUGACACUCUACUUGAGACGUUUGGUAUUUCCACAAGAACUGACUUUACUGUACUGAAGGAAGAUGGCUGACAAGGUGCUGGUAACUGGCGGUGCUGGGUACAUUGGAAGUCACUGUGUUUUGGAGCUGUUAGAGGCUGGAUAUCAUCCUGUUGUGAUUGAUAAUUUUCACAAUGCUAUCCGAGGUACAAACAACCUUCCUGAGAGCCUGUACAGAGUGCAAGAAAUUGUAGGUAAAAAUAUCGAAUUUGAAGAGGUGGAUCUGCUGGACCGGAAAGCUUUGGAUAGUCUGUUUAAAAAGCAUAAGUUUUCAGCAGUUCUGCACUUUGCAGGCCUCAAAGCAGUUGGGGAGUCUGUACAAAAACCUCUGCUGUAUUACAAGGUGAACGUGACAGGCACCAUUCAACUCCUAGAGGUGAUGAAUUCUCAUGGAGUGAAAAAUCUGGUAUUCAGUAGCUCUGCCACAGUUUAUGGUGAUCCAGAAUAUCUUCCCAUUGACGAGAACCAUACAGCUGGAGGUUGCACAAAUCCUUAUGGGAAAACCAAAUACUUUAUUGAGGAAAUAAUAAAAGAUCAGUGCAAAGCUGAGCAGGAUUGGCGUGCUAUUCUCUUGAGAUAUUUUAACCCCAUCGGUGCUCAUGUGUCAGGACAGAUUGGUGAGGAUCCUCAGGGAAUUCCAAACAACUUGAUGCCAUAUGUUUCUCAGGUGGCAGUAGGACGCCGGGAAUAUCUGAAUGUAUUUGGAAACGAUUAUAACACUCCUGAUGGGACAGGUGUUCGAGACUACAUCCACAUUGUCGAUCUGGCUAAAGGUCACAUAGCUGCUCUCAAGAAGCUGGAAACCACCAAAGGGAGUAAAGUGUAUAAUCUGGGGACCGGAGUUGGCUAUUCUGUGCUUCAGAUGGUUAAAGCCAUGGAGAAAGCUUCUGGAAAAGAGAUACGAUAUAAAAUAGCUGAGCGCAGAGAAGGUGACAUUGCUACAUGCUAUGCUAAUCCUGCACUAGCUGAAGCUGAACUUGGCUGGAAAGCAGACUAUGGACUUGACAGAAUGUGUGAGGAUCUGUGGCGCUGGCAAUCCCAGAAUCCCUCGGGCUUCAGUAAAGAACCAUAAGCAAGCACUGGACAAAUUCUUGUCAGGAUCAAUGAUGCAGCUUCCUCAGUUAUUUUGGGGGUCUAGAUUGUUAAACAUUGCCAUUAAUAUUAUGGGGUAGAGCGCAAUAUGUACUGCACAUUAUAUUUUCCACCAAUUGAAAUAAACCUCAGGUCUUACCUCAUAUUGGAUCAACAAUGUAUCCGUAAAAACUCCUACCUCACUUGUCUUUUGAUUUGCAAAUGACAAGCUCUGAUUCAGAGAGAAAGGAGGAGACCUUGUAUUUAGUAAAAAAUUAAAAUAUCUGGGGGAGGCUCACUAUUACUAAAUGCUGAGACUAUUCCGUUAUAAUAUCCAGAUUGUCUAAAUACAAUAUUUUAAGGAGACUUGAAAAUGAAAUAUUUGAUACCGCUUAAUUUAUGAUGCUUCUUUUAAAAUAUUUUUCUUUUGUAAUUUACACUUUCUAUUAAAUGGUGAUAUGAAUAAAAAAA